AUGGAGGAGACAUUCAGCGACGGUUCAGACCUCUGCCAGCAGCUCAUGGACCGAUAUGGCAAAUCCCCAGCCCCGCACCACCGUCACCUGCUAGCCGCCGCCGCUGCUCUGCGCUCCAACCUCUCCUCCGAGUCCCUCCCUCUCACACCGGCAGCCUAUUUCGCAGCCGCUAUAUCUACUGCAUCGUCGUCUGAGUCCCUAGACCCCGUAUCACUGUCCUCGCUUGUGUCCUUUAUGGCCAUCGCGCUUCCACUGGUGCCAACUGGAGCCAUCUCCGCGGAGAAGGCUCAGGAGGCGGCAGAAAUCGUGGCUGCGCUUCUGGUGAGGGAGGGGGAGGGUUUGGGUGUUUCUAGCUUGAGGGCUGCAGUGAAGUGCGUGGGUGUUUUGCUUGGGUUUUGUGAUUUGAAGUAUUGGCAUUUUAUUAAAUUAGGUUUUGAAACUUUGCUCAAGUUCUCCACCGAGAAGCGCCCAAAGGUUCGAAGAUGUGCUCUAGAGUCUCUUGAGAAGUUUUUGCGGUCUCUCGAAUCCUCCACUGUUAUUAAGGAAGCUAGCAAUUUGGUUCUGUCUGAACUAAAAAGGUGCAUUGAUUUAACAAUGAAAUUAACUGCUUUGAGGACUGCAGAUGAAUGUAAAGAUAAAGGCACUUCAAAACACGAGCACUCCGAUGUCCUACAUGUACUAAACAUAGUAAAUCUAGUUGCUCCUAAUCUUUCUUCAGAAGUUGUUCCAGAAGUUCUCUCUGAAGUGCAUAGAUUAUUUGAAUCUCAGAUCCCGACACUUACAAGGCAUGUCCUUAAAACUGUAGAAGCUAUUUUUGAAACUUCGAGAGUCCGAAUUAUAGUUCUAGAGAUAGAGGACUUUGUAGUUUCUCUUGCUUCUUUUGUAUCUUUGGGUGAUAAGAACCCAUUGGAUACUGUGAUGUUUGCAGCAAACGUAUUAAAACUUGCAAUGGAUUUACUUUAUAUUCGACAAUCAAGCUUGUGGAUCAAGAACCUUCCUCUAGUUUGUCAAUCUAUGAUGGGGCUUCUAACUUCGGAGGGAAACACUGCAUCGCAGGCUUCAAGUAUCUUAAAAGAUGUGCUCAAGCACCUUCUUGGUUCCAAUAUCUUAUUAAAUAGUACAAAUGAAACAUUACACAAUGAUAGUUCGCUAAGUUUAGAAGGUGACGCAAUAAAAUCAACAUGUGAAGUUUUUGAGAGCAUCCUCUCUGCUACUGAUGGGAUGCCAAAUGAGCUUCUUUUGUCAGUCAUAUCUCUUUUGUUUCUUGUGCUUGGAGAAUUCUCAUUUGAAUUUAUGAGGAAUAUUGUGCUUAAACUUGCUCACUUGAUGAUUCAAAAUCCUGAUGGCAAGGCUAAUAAUGAACAUCUUCAGAAAUGUAUUGGGUCUGCUAUUUUUGCUAUGGGACCAGAGAAAUUUCUCACACUUGUACCUCUCUCUCUUGAUGAAGACAACUAUACUUAUUCAAAUAUUUGGCUAGUACCAAUCUUAAAGAAGUGCAUUACUGGAGCAUCACUUGCUUACUACAUGGAACAUAUCAUGCCUCUUGCAAAGUCCUUUAAGAAGGCUAGCCGUAAGGUCAAAAAGUCAGAGAUUAGUCAAGAUCUGCUGGUUCGUGCCCAUGAAUUGUGGGGUUUGCUUCCUAGCUUCUGUCGUCAUGCAACUGAUACACAUCAAAGUUUUGCUCGUCUAUGUGAUGCACUGUAUACUUUUCUUAAAAAGGACAUCUCGAUGCAUGAAAAUGUUUCAACGGCAUUACAGAUGCUUGUGAACGAGAAUAAAGCUGCACUUGGUCCUAAAAAGAACGGACCAGCUUGUGACGCAGAACAUGAUUCUUCAUUAGAGAUCAGAACACGGCGUGCUUAUUCAAAGAAAGUUGCUACCAGAAACAUAAAGGCCUUAGCAUCACAUUCGAAUCAGUUGCUUCAUAUUUUAUCUGAUUUAUUUAUCAGUUCACUUCCUGAAACACGCAUUUCAUUAAAGGGUGCAAUCAGGUGCCUAGCUUCGAUAACCGAUUCUUCUGUAACCAGAGAAGUUUUUAUGUCUCUGCUCAGGAGGUUUGAGAUUGUAGAUUGUGAAGGUGAAAGUGAAAUAUUGACAACUAACAGUAAAGCUUUGGACAUUGAGCCAAAUGAUGAGAAGAGAUGUUCUCAAAGGUGCGCAAUAUUGGAAAUAGCAUUCUGUCUUGUUGAAGGAGCCAAUGAUAAUCUUGUUGAGAUGAUUUAUAAUUUAACUGUACAUUCGUUUCAGGCAACAAAUGAGAGUAUUCGAUGUGAAGCAUACAACAUUUUGAGCAAAAUUUUGGAGGAGCAACCAAGCUAUGCUUCACCUAAAUACAUAGAGCUAAUUGAUUUAUUACUUAGUGUAAAGCCUCCAACCGCAGUUGCUUCUCUUAGAAGCCGGUUUGCUUGUUUCAACAUGUUGAUGGUACACAUUGUGAAGAUUAGCUUAAAAGAGGAGGUCAACUCAAAGGCUUUUCUCAUUCUCAAUGAAAUCAUCCUCACAUUAAAAGAUGGAAAUGAUGAAGCUAGGAAAGAAGCUUGCGAUUUACUCUUAAAUAUAAGUUCUAGUUUGAGAGACUUAUCAUGUGUUGGCCCGGUUGCACCAUAUCACAAACUUGUUAGCAUGAUAAUGGGAUAUCUUUCCGGUUUGUCUCCCCAUAUAAAAAGUGGAGCAGUCUCUGCGCUGUCAGUAUUGGUAUAUAAGGAUGCGAACCUUUGUCUCUCAGUUUCUGAUCUCGUCCCUUCUCUUUUAUCUUUGAUGCACAGCAAAGAUACGGAAAUCAUAAAAGCUGUCCUGGGCUUUUUUAAAGUGAUGGUCUCUUGCUUAGAAGCAAAAGGGUUGCAGAAUAUUCUGUCAGGUGUUGUUGCUGAAAUCAUCCGCUGGUCAUCUGUUCCAAGACAUCAUUUUAGAACAAAGGUCACAGUCAUAUUAGAAAUAUUAAUUCGGAAGUGUGGUUCCGCUGCUGUGAGAAUGGUUACCCCUGAGAAAUACAUGGAUUUUCUAAGGAUGGUUUUAGAGAAUCGACAUGGCAAAUCAAAUGAAGCAGCCGCUAAGGAGACAGAAAAUACACCUGAAGUUUCAACUGCCAAAGGGCCGGAGCGGAGGAAACAUAAUAACAGAGAUACCCAAGAGAAAGACUCAUUUCAACAAAAAAUGAGAAAAAAUAAAUUUGAAAGCGACAUGUCAAGCAAUAAGGGGCCAUCUAAGUCUACUAGCAAUGAUGAAUUCAGAUUAGCCAAGAGGAGUAGGCAUUCUAAUGAUACAAAUUCAAACGUAAGGUCAGAAGGAAGUAAAAAGGGGAAUAAAAGCCAGUUCAAAAGUUUCACUCAGGGUGGUGGUAAUAGAAACGUAAGGCCCCAAGGGACGGAGAAAGAUAAAGCAGCUUCCAAAUCAAACAAGUUAAAAAGGAAAUUCAAAAGAAAUUGA
Messenger RNA from Lathyrus sativus (Indian pea), 3426 nucleotides. Lineage: Eukaryota; Viridiplantae; Streptophyta; Magnoliopsida; Fabales; Fabaceae. The record is from the annotation of a GenBank genome assembly.